Phaedon cochleariae (mustard beetle) is the source of this 1858-nucleotide messenger RNA. NCBI's taxonomy places the organism in Eukaryota, Metazoa, Arthropoda, Insecta, Coleoptera, Chrysomelidae. The record is from the annotation of a GenBank genome assembly.
AUGAAUCGUGGUUCUCUAUCGAAUUUCAAAUAUCAACUGGUUGUGGAGUUAAGUGAUGAACAAAGAACGACCAAAAUUCUGUCAUUGAGAUUGAGCGACGAUAUCACUUUGAUUGAUUGACCUUAUAAGAAACUAUAAACUCAUCAUCAAAAGAAAAGGGAUCGAAUCAGAUUCGGAUCAUGAGCCAUUAACAAGUUCGACCUCCCCCCAAGGUUAUAGUUCGAGCAUGAGUGAAAAUGAACGUAGAGUGUUCAAACAAGACAAUUGCAGUAGUGACGAGAGUGAGAAUGAUACUCAAUCAAAUUUACUUGGCGCCUUACCAUUCAGUAUUCAGAAAACGAGAAUGAGGGGAGCAAUUCCUUCGUAUGGAAAUAUAGAUGAGAAACAUUUGACUACAAAUGGCAACGAGAACAUAUACGAUGUACUUCAAAAGUACUCCAACCUUGACGAUGCAGUUACAGAAAAUACGAGACUGUUGCCUGUUAAGAAAGUUGGACUAGAAGACAGUUUCCAGGAAAUUAGGAAGGACAAGACCCAAACAAAUAGUUCUCUGGUUACCAUAUUCGCGGUAUGGAACACAACAAUGGGAAGUUCUUUGCUAGCCAUGGCAUGGGGAAUCGAGAAAAGUGGAUUGUUUCCUGGGAUUCUCAUAAAUAUCAUCAUCGCAGGACUGUGCACUUAUACCGCUUACAUUCUACUCAGCAUAAAUGCUAAACAUGGUGUAGUUGGGCAGAAUUUCGAAGUUUCAGAUCUCUGUGGCCUUCUGGUAGGACGAUGGGCAGAAGUUGUUUCGAAAAUAUUCUCACUGAUCGUACUGAUAGGAGGGGACAUCGUAUAUUGGAUUCUGAUGUCUAAUUUCCUGUACAAUUUCGUAUAUUUCCUACACGGGUAUCUGACUGGUAGUGAGAGCGUAGAAAUUGAGAAAAGUCCAUUGUGUUUGAAGGAAAAUAUCUUGGGCAUCAACGAAACGAAUAUACUGCCACCUUCAGGAGUGUUCCCCAUGGAAAUCACUGUCUUCGAUAAGGUUUGGGACCUCUACAGUACGGUCCCUGUAUUUCUGGCUGUGAUCACGCUUCCCCUUCUGAACUUCAAAAGUCCCACUUUCUUCACGAAAUUCAAUUCUCUCGGUACAUUCAGUGUUGGCUACCUUCUUAUUUUCGUGGCUAUCAAAUCAGUCGGAUGGGGAGUACACAUCCAAAACUGGUCGAUAGAAUUCGAUUUGAAGCCGACAUUUUGUGUUCUGAGUGGAAUGUUGUCUAUGAGUUAUUUCAUACACAACAUUAUAAUUUCGGUCAUGAGGCACAACAAGCAUCAGGAACAAAAUGGUAGAGACCUGACCAUUGCCUUUGGUCUGGUAACAUUCACAUACCUUUUCAUAGGAACGGCAUUUUACAUCACCUUUCCACUAGCAAAAACAUGUAUCGAAGAUAAUCUCCUCAACAAUUUUCCUAAAAGUGACACGAUGGCAAUGGUCGCAAGACUAUUAUUAUUCUUCCAAUUGUUCACGGUGUUCCCAUUGGUCACUUUCAUGUUGAGAACGGACAUAUUCAGCUGCGCCAGUGUUUUGUUCAAAAACAAAAGCUAUAGGGAGUUUUCGUAUGCGAAAGCCAUUCUCGUGAAUUGCUUCAUUGUAUUCGUGUGCAUCAUGUUCGCUUGCUUUCUGCCAAAGAUUGGAACAUUAAUAAGGUAUACAGGAGCUAUGAGCGGCUUAAUUUACGUAUUUUUGAUGCCCAGUUUACUGAAAGUGAUGUCUUUGAGGAAGGAAGGUGCCUUGACUGCAACGAAAUUGAUGUUUUUUGUUGCUAUGAUAUUCACAGGUUUUCUGAAUCUCAUAUCACAAUUUUUCAUCGUUGAUUGA